This is a messenger RNA of Meloidogyne enterolobii, 594 nucleotides long. Lineage: Eukaryota; Metazoa; Nematoda; Chromadorea; Rhabditida; Meloidogynidae. The record is from the annotation of a GenBank genome assembly.
AUGAUUAAAAAAUAUUUUUCUUUUUAUUAUUCCUUUCUUGUUUGUAAUCAAUUAAUUAUUUUAUCGAUAAGCGGAAUUUUGGGAGAGAGAAUACCGGAUGCAACAGAAAUUGAUCAAUAUGAUGAUCCGUUGUUGGAUGAAAUAUUUAAAGAAACAAACUCUGACAUUCAAAAAAUAGAAAAUGUUGCUUCUUCCCCGGCAAAUCAGCCACCAACUACACAACAAAUUAAUUCAGAAUAUUUAAAUAAUAAAAAUUCCCAAUCUUCUUCCCAACCAUCUCUUGGUGGAAUUAAUCCAAAUAUUAAACCUCCAGCCGGUUCUUUAUUCCCAACAGAAAUAGUUAAACAUCAGCAAAAUACUUUUGGAGGAUUUCCUCAAAAUCCUUUUGAAGGAGGGGGGUUUGACCAAUAUAAUGCUAAUAAUAAUAUUUUUGCCCGAACUCCUCUUACUGAUUUUGCCUAUCAAGCCGGACAGACAUUUUAUUCGGGUGUAAGACAGGCCAGCCGUUUAUUGGGAAUUGACUCUGGGCAAUAUCAACAAUACGAAGUACCACUGCUCAGUCAGAGUGCUCGUUUCUUUGGAAAAAGAAAAUAA